Messenger RNA from Taeniopygia guttata (zebra finch), 3656 nucleotides. It is a transcript of the gene PIGT, whose product is annotated as phosphatidylinositol glycan anchor biosynthesis class T. NCBI's taxonomy places the organism in Eukaryota, Metazoa, Chordata, Aves, Passeriformes, Estrildidae. The record is from RefSeq and is a predicted model, not a curated record. Gene Ontology annotation, cellular component: GPI-anchor transamidase complex. Gene Ontology annotation, biological process: attachment of GPI anchor to protein.
AGGCAGCACAGACCAUGGCAGAGAAGGGCUGUCGGUACAGCAGGGCACGAUGGGGAGUGCCUCGGGCUCUGCAGAGAGAGCCAGCACAGACACAGACACAGCUGGCCUCAGCAGGGCUGGGGUGCUCCCCAUGAGCACAGUGGGGACUUCCCACACAAACCAGCAGAGAACAGCAGCAGCUGCUCCCCCAGUGCUGCAGUCCUCACCGUGAGGCCACUUUACAGCCCCUGCAGGCCAGGCCGAGAGGAGCUGGGCACAAAGCUGGCCACAGGCCCUUGCCACCAUCAGUGGCUACAGGCCAGGAAAGCGCUGUCCCUGCCCUGCAUCAGCACAGCCGUGGUCACCACGGGAAAGGAGCCUGGGAGAUAAGCAACAGAAGCCAGGGAAUGCUCCUUAUCCUGGCUGCUUCCCAGGGGGUGUUAAACAUUACUGCACUGCUCCUGUGUCAACCAACACUGUGUGGGACCAGCUGGAGUGCCCCAUAUCAGAGUGCAGCAUAAAUGUAUUGCAUGUGCUGCCUUUACCUAGGAAGUUGAUCAAGAAAAAGGGCCAGGCUUCAUGACUUUUCAGCUUGUAGCACAGUGACUUCCCUACCUACGUACAGGGUACUUAACAGCUCUGGAUGGAUGUUUUUACCUUUAAUUUGGCUGAUCACUUCCAAAAUGCAUCUAAACCUUUAUUACCUACCAGUAUCCUGGUGCAAGGAGCUGUCCAGUAUAAAAAAAAUCAACAAGACCAACAAUAUUAUGUAAAUGUGACCUUUUUUGUUUUCUGGGCAUGCUGACUUUCUGGUUUUACAUGAUGUCACUAAUUAGCAAGAGCAGAAAAAAGAGCUAUUAAGUAACUCCUUAUUCUUCACAACUACUGAAUCAGAUUGUCAGUUCCAAGUUAACGUUGCAUGAGAACCUUAGAUCUGAGCAAGCAAGUGGGUAAUCACCAAGGUGUAGCAGCUGGUAAGUGGCAACCACACGUUGCUAUAAUUUUUAUGCUUAUUUCCUACUGGAGCAAAUGAUCACCAUGCUCAAACCAUCACCGGGAGAACAGGAGAUGCUGUGGGCUCCAUGGGACAGUCACCACCGGCGCUGCCUUGCUGCGGCUGCCGUUCCCUCCCCGCGGGGCGGCCCCGGGCUGGCGGUGUGGGAGCUCCCGGGGGUUCUGCAGCGGAGACAGGCGCUGCCCUGCGGAGAGCAGCCGAGGGAGAGCCGCCGGCCGCGGAGGAGCGGAGCAGCGAAGUCACCUGGGGACAGGCGCAGUCCUCGCAGCGUCCUGGGCACAGCCAGGCCCGCAGGGAACCACCCAAACUGUGACGGCGCCAGGGCCUCCCCUGCAGCACCAAUUUCAGCGUGGCAGAAGGAGCCCUCAGAGAGCCGCUCAAGCGCCUCUCACACCACCAGGGCAGGCCGCGAUCAUCCCUGCGGGUCUGUGACAGCGCUGCCGCUCGCUCCCGGGCUGGGGCCGGCGCAGGCACAGCCGGGCUGGCUCUUCUCCCCGCGGGGCUCCAGGCUCGCUCCGUUCUGCAGCUCCCGGGACAGCCCCGCGGCCCGGGCGCCCACAGCGUCUCCAUGGCGCCCCCGGAAGCGGCGCCAUUGCUGGCGCGGGCGGAAGCGGAAGCGGCGCGGGGCGGGGCGGGGCGGGAUGGCGGCGGCGGUGCUGCUGCUGCUGCUGGCGGCGGCGGCAGGGCCCGGGCGGGCGGACGCGGGGCGGGAGCGGCGGGACGCGCUGCGGGAGGAGCUGCUGCUGAGCCCGCUGCCCACCGGCGAUGUGGCCGCCACCUUCCAGUUCCGCACGCGCUGGGACGCGGACCUGCAGCGGGGCGCAGUCUCUCACUACAGGCUCUUCCCGAAGGCGCUGGGGCGGCUGGUGGCAGCGCUGGGCGUGCGGGAGCUCCACCUCGCGCUCACCCAGGGCUUCUGGCGCACCCGCUACUGGGGGCAGCCGCCCCUCCAGGCACCCGCUGGCGCUGAGCUCUGGGUCUGGUUCCAGCCCACGGUCACCGAUGUUGACAAAGCCUGGAAAGAACUGAGUAACAUCCUUUCGGGAAUAUUCUGUGCUUCUCUCAACUUCAUUGACUCGACCAACACAGUGAUUCCAACAGCAUCCUUCAAACCCCUGGGUUUAGCCAAUGGGACGGAUCACCAUCUCCUGCGUUACGCUGUCCUGCCCCGGGAAGUCGUCUGCACAGAGAACCUCACCCCUUGGAAGAAGCUGCUGCCAUGUGGCUCAAAGGCUGGGCUCGCUGUGCUGCUGAAGGCUGAGCGCUUGUUCCACAGCAGCUACCACUCCCAGGCAGUGCACAUCCGCCCCAUCUGCAGGGAUGCCUCCUGCCUGGCUGUGUCUUGGGAGCUCAGACAGACCCUCACUGUGGUCUUUGACUUCUUUUCCAGUGGCCAAGGAAAGAAAGACUGGUCCCUCUUUAAGAUGUUCUCUCGCACACUGACUGACACAUGUCCUCUGGCAUCACAGAGCAAAGUCUACGUUGACAUUUCCCCUAAGAACAAGGAAAAGGAGCUCCUGGAAGUGUCCCCACCUCCAACAUCAGUACAUGAAGCUAUUGUCCAAGGAGAAAAGAAAACCUAUGCUGUCUAUGACCUGCUGAGCCCCUUGCUCUUCAACACAUCUCGCAGCCUCAAUGUGCAGCUGAAGUGGAAGCGGCCUCAAGACAGCUCGGAGAUGCCCAUUCCCACACUCCAUGCUCAGCGUUACGUGGCGGGGUACGGGCUGCAGACCGGCGAGAUCUGCACCCUCAUCUACAACACUCACCCCUACCGGGCCUUCCCCGUGAUCCUGCUGGAGACUGUGCCCUGGUACCUGCGGCUCUACGUGCACACCCUGACUAUCAUCACCAAAGGGAAGGAAAACAAGCCAAGUUACAUCCACUACCAGCCAGCCCAGGACCGGAGACGGCCUCACCUCUUGGAAAUGCUGAUCCAGCUGCCAGCCAACUCCGUCACCAAGAUCACAAUCCAGUUUGAGAGGGCCUUACUGAAGUGGACAGAGUACCCACCUGACCCCAAUCACGGCUUUUAUGUCGGUUCAUCUGUGCUGAGUGCCCUGGUGCCCAGUGUCACUGCAAUGAAGGACAUGGAUGUGGAGCAGAGCCCUCUCUUCGCCUCACUGUUUCCUUCCUCCGAUGGCUCCAGCUAUUUUGUGCGCCUGUACACGGAGCCACUGCUGGUGAACCUGCCAACACCAGACUUCAGCAUGCCCUACAACGUCAUCUGCCUCACCUGCACCGUGGUGGCUGUGUGCUACGGCUCCUUCUACAACCUGCUGACCAGAACGUUCCACGUGGAGGAGCCCAGCCGGGGCGGGCUGGCCAAGCGGCUGGCCAACGUCAUCCGAAAAUUCAGGGGGGUACCCCCACUCUGAGAGGAGCCAGGGCAGCCAGCACUGCCUGCUGGGCUCUGUGGGGAGACACACAGCAGAGCGCUGCUGCCUCGUGUCUUGCUGGAAGCAGCUUGUUCUGUUUUGCUGCUGGGAACUCUCUUUGGGAUCCAAUAAGCUGAGAGAUCACUUCCAUUGCUGAGAUGGGAAAUGGCUCUAAGCCCAUUGACUACUGAACUGCACUGCUGUGGGACUGGGAAAAGUCUUCUGUUUGGGAGAGGUGUAACUGACAUGCUGGGAAUGGUGCUGGAAGUAAACUGGAGUGUUUUGUA